This is a messenger RNA of Pieris napi, 2598 nucleotides long. It is a transcript of the gene Inx3, whose product is annotated as innexin inx3. The transcript has 9 exons. The record is from RefSeq and is a predicted model, not a curated record. Bases 244 to 1407 code for a protein of 387 amino acids. Lineage: Eukaryota; Metazoa; Arthropoda; Insecta; Lepidoptera; Pieridae. Gene Ontology annotation, biological process: phototransduction. Gene Ontology annotation, cellular component: gap junction; plasma membrane. Gene Ontology annotation, molecular function: gap junction channel activity.
GUUGGCUCGAAUCGCAGGCGGCAGGAGGUCGAUCCAGUGCGCUUUUCAGUUCCAGUUUGUGUCCCGACCCGCUAGCAGCUGCCGCGGGGCACGUCCGCCGCAGUUGUUGAUAUACUCGUAUUUUAAUCACCCGUCUUCUACCCCGAAUAGUGUGACGUCUCUCAUGUGCAAUAGUAUACACGCUGUGUCUUGUGUUGUGAAUUAGUUAUCGAAAUUAACUGUUAGAACAAAUAGUGAAGCAAGAUGGCGAUCUUCGGUAUGGCAUCGGCGGUGGCGGGCUUCGUCAAAGUCCGCUACCUGAUCGACAAGGCAGUGAUAGACAAUAUGGUCUUCCGUAUGCACUACAGAAUCACCGCAGCCAUCAUGUUCCUGUGCUGUAUACUGGUGACGGCCAAUAAUCUUAUCGGUGACCCUAUAUCCUGCAUCAACGACGGUGUAAUACCAAACCACGUAAUUAAUACAUAUUGCUGGAUAACAUACACCUUCACACUACCGCACACCGCCGCCGGCAAGGGAAUCUCCCAUCCAGGGCUUGGCAACGAUUACGGAGAGGAGAAACGGCAUCAUUCCUACUACCAAUGGGUGCCUUUCGUGCUAUUUUUCCAGGGCGUAUUAUUUUAUUUUCCACACUGGAUCUGGAAGAACUGGGAAGAGGGAAAAGUCCGUAUGAUCUCCGACGGAAUGCGAGGGACAUUGGCAACCAUUGACGACAGCAGAACCAACCGCCAGAGUCGCUUAGUUCAGUAUCUUGUGGAUACUUUACAUAUGCACAACACGUACUCUUUCGGAUAUUUCUUCUGUGAGGUACUAAAUUUCAUCAACGCUGUUGGAAACAUUUUCUUCUUAGAUACAUUCCUCGGUGGAGCAUUUUUAACAUAUGGAACCGAUGUUGUCAAAUUUUCAAACAUGAAUCAAGAGGACCGAACCGACCCUAUGAUCGCAGUAUUCCCAAGAAUAACCAAAUGUACAUUCCACAAGUUCGGAGCGUCUGGUACAAUACAAACACACGACUCUCUUUGCGUGCUCGCUUUGAACAUUCUCAAUGAGAAAAUAUUCAUUUUCCUUUGGUUCUGGCUAAUUAUUCUGUCUAUUGUCUCCGGCCUGGCAUUGGUUUACUCAGCCGCUGUGAUUCUCUUGCCGAGCACACGUGAAACGAUUCUCAAGAGACGCUUCCGAUUUGGGACACCUAACGGUGUUGAAGCACUGGUUCGGAAGACUCAGGUUGGCGACUUCCUUCUUCUACACCUCCUGGGUCAGAACAUGUCACUUCGCGUAUUCGGGGAAGUGCUAGAUGAGCUAGCGAGAAGACUGCAUUUCGGUUCAAACCCACCAUCUGCACCAUCUACUAUCGAGAUGGCACCCAUUUAUCCCGACAUUGACAAGUUCUCUAAGGAGACUGAGACGUAAGCGUCUAUAACACACCCGUCACUCUAAGAUUCAAAUACAUUCCUUGGAAUCCCAACGAUUCUGUCAUAUGUCAAUUAUGACACUGACAUGUUUCCGAAGAACGAAUUUGAAUCUAGGACGACUCUUUCGCAUUGGGUGUCAAAUGUCAAUUUGAGUUCACAAUUUUUAAUGUGUCCAGGUUUCACAUGCCUCAUACUAGUGUAUGGACUAAUUGAAAAGUCUGUGAACUCAAUGACCAGCUCUAAAAUCCAACGAAAAAUAGCAAUUCAUGACAUUCCUUUUAUGUAGACGUACAAUUAUAUUAUUUCUGCACAUAGUAAUUUAAAUGCUUUGUGAUUUGUUAAAUAUGCCGUCGUGUAGAGAAAAGCAGGGUAGCGUAUACUUGUUUGGUAACUAGGUAUAAAAGAGAACAUACGAAUUUGGUAUACAGUAAUUGAGCAAUUAGUUAAGACAAUCCCCUUAUUCAUAAAAACUAAUACAAUCGUUUAAACUAAGAUCACGAAAAAUACGAAACAUUUUGUUUCUAUGAACCAGGGGUAAUAAUUACAAGCAGUGAUAACAUAUGAGUUAAAUGUAUACUAUACGCUAAACAUAGAUACUGUAUUACUACUAUAUUGUAAUUAAAAGACAAGUCAAUGAUUGAGUACAAAGUAGUGUUGUGCACAGGCACCUUGACUUGCCUUAUAUCUCGAAGAUUUAUUGAUAUUAUAUAGCUUAAGUAUUGGUGCAAGUUGUGGUGUCAAAAUAUUUUUAUACUCGCGUUAUUUACUCUAAACAUCGUGCCAUUGUAGACGAAAUAUUGGCUAUCACCAGAUGUGCAUUUUAUUAAAGUAACAUCUACAAUUCUCAUAAGACAUUAGGACCAAUUUUUAUUGUAUUCUUAUAGUGUAAGACUUUUCAGUCAAUUUAGCCAUAUUCGUAGUAAUAAUUAGAUUUAUAAGCGACAAGAAUCUCGCCAACUAUUUCUUCCAUAUAUAAACUAAUUUAGGCAUAAUGACUCCCAGUAUGGUUCGCUAAGGUUUACUAGUAUAUAACGAAUUAAGACAAAAUAAAAGUUUCAUUAAAUUUUGAACGUUUAUCAUUCCUACUGUAGUUUUUAAUUUAGAGACUGUUCUUAUGAAUUAUAUACAUUAGUAUUCAAUGUAAUGUUGGUUAUAUCUCAUUGAAAUAAACGAAUUUUUUUUCGGAAAA